AGUAGCUUGAUGCGGCCGGCAGAGGGCGACAAUCUUCCGGCGGGACUCCAGCGUACAGCCGAUAGAGGAAGAGACACUUUGGGUGCAGUUCGCGUUAGCCGAGAGAACGUCAACGUUGCUGUUAGCUGGGUUUCCUUGUGUGUCCGACAGAACCGCACGACGCUCAGUUUGUUAACACCAGAUCUACGAGCUGUAAGCGAAGCCUCUGCGACCGACUGCUUCGACAAGAUGAGCUUCCUGUUUGGCAAUCGCUCAUCCAAGACCUUCAAGCCAAAGAAGAACAUCCCAGAGGGCUCUCACCAGUAUGAGCUGCUGAAACACGCUGAGGCCACGCUGGGCAGUGGGAACUUGAGGCAAGCCGUCAUGCUGCCUGAAGGAGAGGAUCUCAAUGAGUGGAUCGCUGUCAACACGGUGGAUUUCUUCAACCAGAUCAAUAUGCUGUACGGCACCAUCACUGAAUUCUGCACCGAGAUCAGCUGCUCUGUGAUGUCUGCUGGACCAAGAUACGAGUACCACUGGGCUGAUGGCACCAAUAUUAAGAAGCCCAUCAAAUGCUCUGCUCCCAAGUACAUUGACUACUUGAUGACCUGGGUGCAGGAUCAACUGGAUGAUGAGACGCUUUUUCCUUCCAAGAUUGGAGUUCCCUUUCCCAAGAACUUCAUGUCUGUGGCCAAAACCAUCCUGAAGCGACUUUUCAGGGUUUACGCUCACAUUUACCACCAACAUUUUGACUCCGUGAUGCAGCUGCAGGAGGAGGCGCACCUCAACACCUCCUUCAAGCACUUCAUUUUCUUUGUUCAGGAGUUCAACCUUAUUGACAGGCGAGAGCUUGCUCCCCUGCAGGACUUGAUCGAGAAGCUUGGAUCCAAGGACAGAUAGACAUUUCAUCACCAUUCCCUUUCUUUUUAACCUUUCAUUUUCUCCCCUUCCCUCUUUGUGACCUCCGCUACCUCUCUGACUUCUAGUCUCUUCAAAUCUGUGCCUUCUUCUUUUCAUUUCAACGUUUGUACUCUUCCUUUUUAUUCCGCCUGUCAUCUUGUUCUGAGGUCUUUGAGCCCUUUCUUCCAUUUUGCUACUCUAAAUCAUGGAAAAUAGUGUAGUAGGAAUAUUUUUUCAUAGGAUUGUGGUAAUUAUAAGAGCAAAGUAAUGGAUUUUAUAUUGGACCGAGGACAUUUGGAAGUUUAAAGUUAAAAAAAACCUUGCCUCCUUCAGAAGUUGGCACACAGUGUUUUAAUUGUCUAAACUUUUUUUUUUUUUGUUAUCGAUAGGCAAUUUACUCUUAACGUUUAGCUUUUGUAAUAACAGGGACUGGCCAAAUGUCCCGUCUUUUUUACAAUGUUUUAUUUCUGUGUUCAUUGGCGAGUAAAGAUUGCGAGGAAAGUAGCGCUGUGACGCUGGCCUGACGAUACAAGUGCGUGAGAAGUAUUUUCAGUCUUAAGUUGCAGAAGGGUAUAAAAAGAACGAGUAGCAUAUCGCUCUUGGUCACAAGCUGGUUGUGUAUCUGGUUUUCAACAUCUGCCCACAUGCUUCCUAUUGAUGUGCUCUUUCAUACAUGUGAAGAGUAGUGAGGGACAACUGGGAGAUGCUCAUGUUCUUGCCCCACAAACACCACCACCAACUGCAUUAUGGCUAUUUUAUUUUUGGUCAAGCAAUAUUGUGUUUUGCACAUUUUUGAGCUAUUUUCUAUAUUGAAAUAGUAUGAUGCAAGAUAUGGUGCUUACUGUUAUACUUUUAAACUGCUUGAAAGUUGUUAUUAAUAUCAACUUAAAGCUUUUGUAACCAUGAACCCAUAAAGGAGUUGUAUAAUAGAAAUUAUCAUGUCAAUAGCCAUAUAGUCUAAUGUCUUUUUUGUCAUUUCAGUUUAUUUUGUAGCGCCGAUUUAUUUGUUCUACUCUGCAUAUUUGAUCUUUCAAUGCUGGUACUUUUAACCUUUUUUUUGACAUAUGUCACCCCCUUGAUUGUUAAAUAGAGCAAAAAGUAAUGCAUCUGUGCAGGAUAAGGAGACGUGUCCGUAGCUAUAUGUCAUUUUUCCGAGGUCUUUUAGUUUUAGUGCAUUCUUGCAGUCUUUUCCUGAAUUCACUCCGGCUACAACAGCAGGGCUGUUUGUACUGCCAUCCUUUUACAAAUUAAAGCAGCUCAUUUCCCGAUGACGUUUCACUCAACAAACUGAAUAAAGAAUUGGUCCAUAACCACCGUCAUGUUGGACAGAAAUUCAAAUCUGCCAAUCAUGCCUGCACAACUAUUAAAAGAAUCAUCUGUUUGCUUAUCAAUAUAUUUUACAAGGCUGGGUUACUGAUUUUAUUGGAAAAUGUAACGAGUCCUUUUCUUUAAAUCUAGCCAUCUAUUUUUUAAAUGAAUUGUUUUACCUCAAUUUUGUUUUCCAGCUUUUGGCAUGGAGUUCAAUUUCAUAUUGCAUUGUAAAAUAAGUAUUUGGCUUUACCUUUUCAAAAAGGAACAAGGGCUUUGAAAGUUUUUAUAUAUGUGUGUAUAUAUAAAAAUAAUGGUCCAAUCAUUGAGAUUUCAUUUUGACUGAGGAGGUUGAGGAUGUACGUACGGCGUCUGAGAAUGUGCUGUAAAUAACAUCCGUGUUUUAUCUGAACAAAAGUGUGCCUUACAGAAAGGAAAAUGUCUGAAACAACAGUAUUGGUAGAUCAAAAUUCAAUAAACACUGAAAGGACAA
Messenger RNA from Pungitius pungitius (ninespine stickleback), 2680 nucleotides. It is a transcript of the gene mob1a, whose product is annotated as MOB kinase activator 1A. NCBI's taxonomy places the organism in Eukaryota, Metazoa, Chordata, Actinopteri, Perciformes, Gasterosteidae. The coding region runs from base 10 to 879 and encodes 289 amino acids. Gene Ontology annotation, cellular component: cytoplasm; nucleus. The record is from RefSeq and is a predicted model, not a curated record. The transcript has 6 exons. Gene Ontology annotation, molecular function: protein kinase activator activity. Gene Ontology annotation, biological process: positive regulation of protein phosphorylation; hippo signaling.